Setaria italica (foxtail millet) is the source of this 2281-nucleotide messenger RNA. RefSeq names its product tubby-like F-box protein 5. Gene Ontology annotation, molecular function: protein binding. The coding region runs from base 651 to 1940 and encodes 429 amino acids. The record is from RefSeq and is a predicted model, not a curated record. The transcript has 4 exons. NCBI's taxonomy places the organism in Eukaryota, Viridiplantae, Streptophyta, Magnoliopsida, Poales, Poaceae.
AUCCUCAGCCUAACACAAACCCACACACAAGCGCGCAGAAUUCACAAGAGCUGCAGUGAGGAGAGAGAGGGGGGAGCGGCACUGGAGAGCGGAGAGGGAUAGAGCCUGGAAGGUGGAAGCCAAAAUCCACAGCGUAUAGAGGGAGGCAAGAGGAUCUGGAGCUCCUGGGGAGAAGGAGCAGGAGCUGGGAAAAUCCCAUGGAAACGGUUCGCAGAUGCGCAAGUGGGGCUCCUUGAUCUGUUCUUGAGCGGAGAGUUUUGGUCUUUCGAGCUGCGGAGCUGAAGAAAAUAGAUCCUGGGGAUAUCGAAGUGAAGAGGGGGCUCAAUUUUUCCGGCUCCCUGUUGCUGCAUUGCGGCCUCCUUCCAGAUCCGAGCCGCCGCACGAAGAAAGGUGGGAUCUUUGCUCGCCAUCUCCACAAACCCGCCCAAAAUUUGGGCUUCUUGAGCUGUUCUUGGGAGUCCCGUGCUUCAAAUCUGUUGAAGAAAGUCAAGCUUUUUUAGUUGGGGGGUAGAUGCGGGAGUGAUGUCAACUACUUUAUGAGCUGUCCCCUGCAAUUUUUGUGGGUUAGAUUCGCUAGUUAUGGCGGAUCUUGCCAUGGAGCACUAGCUGUUUCUUUCGGCGAAGGCGAAAGGAACUUGCCGUAAGCUGCAAUGUCUCUCAAGAGCAUUGUGGGGCAGCUAAAGGAGAUGAGGGACGGCAUCGGGAGCAUGUCGAGGCGCGCCGGGGCCUCCGACGGGCGCGCCGGCCAUGGCCGCGCGGGGUCGCGCCAUUCUUGGCCUGGCCUGUGGUCGGAGCAGCCGCAGCCGCAGCGCCAUGGCCACGGCCAGGAGGGGUCGCAGCAGCAGCAUCAGGGGCGGUGGGCGAACCUACCGCCGGAACUGCUGCUGGAUGUGAUACAGAGGGUGGAGGCCAGCGAGGCGACGUGGCCUGCGCGUCGCCAGGUCGUGUUGUGUGCGCACGUUUGCCGUUCGUGGCGCGAGGUCACCAAGGAGGUGGUGAAGACGCUCGAGGAGUGCGGCAGGAUCACCUUUCCCAUAUCCCUCAAACAGCCCGGGCCUCGCGAGCAGCCAGUGCAGUGCUUUGUGAAGAGGGACAGGGCGACAUCCACAUAUCUCCUCUACCUAGGGCUCAGCCCAUCUCUGAAUGUGGAGAACGACAAGCUUUUGCUUGCAGCUCGUAAGGUCAGGCGUGCCACGAGGACUUCUUUUGUGAUCUCAUUGGCGUCUAAUGAUUUCUCUCACUCCAGUAGCACCUAUGUUGGUAAACUGAAGCCAAACUUUCUUGGCACAAAGUUCACAAUCUUUGACAGCCAGCCUCCUUCUGAUGCUGUGGUGCUACCAAACAAUAAACCAAGCAAAAGGCAGUCGAAACAAGUAUCACCAAGACUGCCGCUAGGCAAUUACAAUGUUGCUACAGUCACAUAUGAGCUCACCGUCCUACGCAACCGGGGACCAAGGAGAAUGCAAUGCACCAUGCACUCAAUCCCAGCCCAGUGCAUUCAGGAGGGUGGGAAGUGCCCAACCCCUACUGGCACCAUCCACUCACUUGAUGAGCCGUCCACAUUACCGAGUACCAAAGGAAAGGAACCAGCUGUAGAAUUUUCGUCGACAAGCCUCAGUGCUGAUCUGUCUGGGCCAGCUUGUACGAGCGAAGCGCCUCUAGUUCUGAAGAAUAAAGCCCCUCGUUGGCAUGAGCAGCUUCAGUGCUGGUGCCUCAAUUUCCGGGGGCGCGUCACGGUAGCAUCGGUCAAGAACUUCCAGCUUGUUGCCUCUGUUGAUCCUUCCCUCAACGUCCCCGCGGCGGAGCAGGAGAAGGUGAUCCUCCAGUUCGGGAAGAUAGGGAAGGAUAUAUUCACAAUGGACUACCGGUACCCGCUCUCGGCGUUCCAGGCCUUCGCGAUCUGCCUGACCAGCUUCGACACCAAACCCGCGUGUGAAUAACCUAAGGAGGUGUAAAGCAGGGUGCGGAUCUUGCUUAUGUUCAGACUUCAGAUACAACCUGCUUCAUGGGCGAUGUAAAUUCUCUGGCCUUGCUGAGCCACUGCCUGGGCAAAAUGGUAGCUUGCGAGGUGGAAACAGGUAAAUGACAUCUGUACCAUUGGAAGAUUUGAGCGACCUGGUGUAUCCAACUGUUAAUGUAUUAGGGCGCCCUAUGUAUUAUUGUUGGGAUGUUUGGCUGCUAAGUAUCACAGCCUUAUGGAUAAUGGACGUUGUGAUCAUCUUGCUUGCCUGCUCAUUUUGAACCUUUGCUAUCCAGGGUUGCGCAGAUCAUCGCUUGCUUC